AUGUCGACUACCGAAAUUAAUUUGUAUUACUACGGUGAGAAAAAUUCACAAACACACCGUGUUUACUCCGUAAAAAUACUUACUUUAUACCGUAAACAUACGUAUGCUAGUAGAAUAAAGGUUAGCAGUGAUGUCUGCUUAUUUGCUGAUAAUAUUGUUGUUGCUGGCAGUGUGAUUCCCUACGUGAAAACUGUAAAAUACUUGGGGGUGGUUAUUGAUAACACUCUCUCAUGGGAGCAUCAAGUUACCAAGAUGUGUAAUCAGGCUAUGAGUUCGUUGGCUCAGUUAAAAAUAAAUAAUGAGGUGUUCAAUACGGAAUUACAAAUUCGGUUAAAUUAUCGUCAAUUGUUUGGCUCAAAGCUGCAGUUCCUGGAGGUUGCAAUGCGCCGAGGAGAUAUUAGGCAGGAUUACUUGAGAUUACCAAUGUCUACAAGUAAUAUUUACGAUAAAUCGUUUCUAAUUCAAGGCAUACGAGUCUGGAACUCUUUGCCGGCUGGGCUUACAACUGUAGAUGAUUUGACUGAAUUUCAGAAUCACUAA
Cotesia congregata is the source of this 540-nucleotide messenger RNA. The record is from the annotation of a GenBank genome assembly. NCBI's taxonomy places the organism in Eukaryota, Metazoa, Arthropoda, Insecta, Hymenoptera, Braconidae.